AGCCGCCAUCUUGAAUGGCAUGCUCUUUUGCUACGGAGUGCGCGGCGACGAUAAAAUGCGAUUAUUCGUAGAGAGAUAAUUGUUGAUGAUCUCGUGAAUUCGUAAAUCGUGUUCCACGGACGUAUAAUAUCGUGCUAUCGUGCAACUGGAUUCUCCGUACGAUGGAUGCGGUUAAAGCUUUCAACGCGGAGCUAUCCGCUCUGUACGAUGUCAAACCGCCUAUUUCCAAAGCCAAGAUGAAUUCUCUCACCAGAGGUGCCAUCAAGGCCAUCAAAUUCUACAAACACGUCGUACAAAGCGUAGAAAAAUUUAUACAGAAAUGCAAGCCGGAAUACAAAGUUCCGGGUCUCUACGUCAUAGACUCCAUAGUGAGGCAAUCUCGUCAUCAAUUUACCGUAGAAAAAGAUGUUUUUGCACCUCGUUUUGCAAAAAACAUGCAAACGACGUUUCUCAAUCUCUUGAAGUGUCCCCCCGAAGAUAAGAGCAAAGUAAUCAGGGUGCUUAAUUUGUGGCAGAAGAAUGCUGUUUUCCAGCCUGACGUUAUACAACCGUUGUUCGAUUUGGCGGAUCCCAAUCAUCCCAUUCACAAGGAACAAUCUUUGAACAAUACCAAUGGUGCAAUCAUCAACGCAUCUUCCGCCAAUAAUCUUGGUACGAGUAUCAUGGCAAAAACUCCGCCGGGUGUUAAAGGCACGCCUAAAGAACAGAAACAAUUCUCAUCCGCGAAACAGAUAGAUCCGGCGUGGUUAGCUCAAACGAAACUGGAAACGGCAAACUUGAACGCGAAUAAACUGUUGUCUUUGUCUCUUUCUCUCCAGGGACAAUCGUCUACGAGUCAAGUAGACGUUGCGCUUCUCGAUCAAUUGCAGCAUCUUCAUCAACUGCUAUUGAAGAAACAAGAGGCCGCUGCUGCCGUCGCUAACAACGAGUCGCAGAGUUCAGUCAAGUUUGAUAAAAAAUUAUUGGAUUUCGAUUACGGGGAGGAAGAAGACGAUGACAUUAUGGUCGCAAGCUCACCGGCUGCUGCUCCUACAGCAAUUAAUCAGCACAAUGCCGCCGGUGGUAGCCUCGAGAGCCUCGGACUUUUGCUCACUAAUCCAGAAGUUUUGAGACAAUUGCAAACUUUGCAACAAACUAUGCAGAGCGGUGGAAGUUCAGUCACUCAACACGAGAUGGAGGAAAAAAUGCGAAAAUUGCAACAGAUGAAACAGCAGGAGGAAGAAUUUGACAAGCAUCUUGCUCAAACAGUUCCGAAUUUGCCGUUCGCCUCCGAGUGUGAUCUCAAGCCAUCGGAUGUAUUGAAACCGAACCAACAGAAUGCGUAUGCGGUAAACAGUGGUCCCGGAAUGAUGCAACAGGACAUGAGUCAACCACCGCCCGGUUAUCCACCGGCUCUUCCUUACGUUACUCAACCGGUCUCAGUUUUACGACCCGCUGUUCAAACUCUUUCGCAGAGUCAAAAGAGCCCUCCGAUCGAUGAGAGAAACGACGAACCGAGCCACAGACGCGACAGCAGUAGCGUCGAAAUUGUUAAUCUCGAUCCUGCGAGAUCCCAGAGUAGAUCACCCGAUCGCUUCAGACGUCACAGUCGCUCGCGAUCGCCUCGUCAUCGGGACAGAGAUCGAGAUAGGGAUCGCGACAGGGACAGAAAAUCACGAUCGAGAAGUAGAUCGAGGCGUCGAAGGUCUGACUCAUCUCGAUCGCGGGAGCGGGAACGCGACAGGAAACGCGAUGACAGUCGUGAAAAAAUAACUGAAGAAGAGCGCGAAAAACAGAGAGAACGUAGAAAAAGAGGAUUGCCACCGAUCGUUCGAGACAAAUUAAGCGUGUGCAGUACGACGUUGUGGGUCGGUCAUUUGUCGAAACUCGUCCAUCAAGAGGAGUUGUCGGACACGUUUGGCGAACUCGGUGACAUUGUCAGUAUCGACCUAAUAUCACCACGCGGCUGUGCCUUUAUAUGCAUGAAUCGAAGGCAGGACGCUUAUCGGGCACUCACCAAACUGAAAAAUCACAAAAUGCAGGGAAAAGCAAUAACGUUGGCUUGGGCACCAGGAAAAGGCGUUAAGGGUAAGGAAUGGAAAGAUUACUGGGAAGUAGAGCUUGGUGUGAGUUACAUACCGUGGAACAAAUUGACCACCGUCACCGAACACGAUCUCGAGUUACUCGAAGAAGGUGGUAUGAUCGACGAAGAUACCCUACCGCCACGGUUAAUAGGAAAAUUGAGGCACAGCGGGCACGAGAGUGCCAGUGGUGGACAUCAACAAAUAUCGAUGCAGCAUUCGAUCGGUGGAAGCAGCGGUGCACCCAUCCCAACUCUCACCGACGGAAUUGUUAACGUGAUGCAGCAGGGUAGCACCCAGGGUUCUCAACCUCAACAAGCACAACAACAGAUGGUUGACACGAGUCAACCGCCACCGAUACGUCAAGCCAACUCUGGUGGUUUAUUGCCACCACCACCUAAUGCUCAACUUCCUCCAAUGAUGCCACCCGGUUUCCCUAUGCCACGUAUGCUAGGUCCAAUGGGCUUGCAAAUGCCUCACGGUUUAAUGCCGAAUGUACCGAUCGGAGUACCGCCCCCUAAUAUGCAAGGCCUCCUCGGACCACCGGGCAUGAUGCCCCAGAUGAUGACACCAUCCGUAAAUUCGCCCUUCGGUGCAGGUGUUGGAGUUGGUCUUAUAACCCAGAUUCCUUUACCCGCGCCUGCCGCACCUUCGGACAAAUCCAAUUCUACAGGAAUGCCCCAUAACGUACCACCAAUGGGGGUGCCACCACCUACGAGCGACAACAACCUCGCAAACUUGCCAAUGUUGCGUCAGCCUCCAUUCGGCGUUGGGCCUCCGCCUCCUCCGAUACCGAUGCAAAUGGCGUCUCAACAGCAGCAGCAGCAGCAGCAGCAACAGCAACAACAACCGCUACCGUUACCGCCACCACCUCCGCAUCAACACCAUUCGGACGAUAUGGACAUGGAUAUGGACAUGGACGAAGCGACAAUACCGCAGAGUUCGAUAAACGGUCCCAAGGAUAAACCAAAUUUGAGUGAUCAAUUGUUGGCAGCAAUCGGUGGUAAAGGUCAGACGAGCGACAACAACAGGCUAGGCAACGAUCGUGAUUUUCGUGAUCGUGAUCGAGAACGUGAUCGCGACAGUCGAGAGAGACGCGAUCGUGAUAGAAAUCUCGAUAGAAAUACAGAAGGAAAUGAUCGCGGUCGCGAUCGUGGAAGAGGCAGAGAUCGCGGCCGUGAGGUGAGACGAAGAGACGGUCGCGAUCGUGAACGUGACGAACGGCGGGAUCGUGAUCGCAACAGUCGUGAGCCAAUCGCGAUGCGACAUCCCGAUUGUGCCGGUAGCGGCGGUGGUCCGAGCAAUAAUACAACUUCCUCGUUGAGCCAAGAUGGGGAAUCGAGGAAGGAACCGAAACAAAGUUUAGCCGAUCGUUUGCGUCAGUUGGCGGAUGGAACUCUGCCGAUGGACGAUCGUAUCGAUAGAAAUCAUCGGACUGAUCGCAACGAUCGCAACGAUCGCAACGAGCGAUCGUCGCAACAGUCUUACGAAGAUAUUUCUGUUGUACGGAGAUCCGUAGAUCAGCCGCCUUCGUUAAUGGAUUUACCCAAAUUCCCUGCUGUACAAGAUCGUUCUGAUUUUGGGCCACGGGGUCCGGGUGCGGGUCAUGAUUUUCGAGGUGGACCACCCGAUCAUCGUGACUUUUCGUCUCGCGGCCCAGGUGACCGAGAGAGGGCCAACUUCGGGCCCCGCGGUGGGGGGAGUGGUGUCGGUCCGAGUGCCUCGCGCGGUGGACCGAUCGAUGAUUUUCCUGAUCCUCGAAUACUUGGCGGAAGGUUUCCCGAUGAUUUUGACGGUAGACUCGGCCUGAGUGGACCGCGACCCGAUGAUUUUGACCCGCGUCUCGGUGGUAUGCAACGGGAAGAUUUUGAUCGAACGGACCUUCGGGGCCGACAUCCCAUCGACGAUUACGAUCACGAUAGAUUUGAAUUUGAGAUGCGUGCUCGCGGUGUUGUUGCCGAUGGGGGAGGCGGUGGCGGCAGCAACAGUGGUGGCGGCGGCGGCGGCGGCGGCGGCGGCGGGGGGGCUUUCGAUCCCAGAAUGCAAGACCCGUUCGAUCCCCGUUCGCACCCGGAUCAUCCUGAAUUCGAUCAUCGGAGACGAGAAUUUUUCGGUGGACCUAUCGAGCCCGGAUUUGGACCAUCGAUGAUGGGAGGCCGCGGUGGGCAGCGAAUAGCAGGUGGCGGAGGAGGUGGAGCGGGACCGGGCCCAGGAUCAAUGGGACCCGAGAACUUCGGCCCCAGAGGUCUCGGUGGACCUAUGGGACCUCGAGGUCACGGUCCGCCUCCACCGAUGUUUCAUCCUCGGGGAAUGGGUCCGAGGGGCAUGAGGCCCGGAAUGAGACCGCCGCCGUACGGUCCGCGAGGACCGCUCCCACCUUUCGAUCCUCGCGAAGGCGAUGCAUUUUUCCGUCUUCCGUUCGAUGACGUUCGCGGCGGGCCACCGGGAGUAGGACCGCCCUUGAUGAGGCCACCGUUUCCACCGCUGUCCGGUCCAUCGAUGGGCGGUAGCAACGCCGCUGAGCUUCCAUGGAGGAAUCAACAAGAGAACGGUCCGCUACCAUGCUCACCUUGGCCAAUGGAUACCGGCAAUGGGCACCACUCGGACGAGCACUCUCAGCCACCGCCGCCGCCCCCGCCGCCACCGCCGCCGCACCAUCACCACCAUCACCACCAUCACCAUCACCAUCAGCGUGAGGCUAAUAAUCACGCUGGUGGACGAGAUAACAAUCAAAAAAAUAUACACCGAGCGGGACAAGACUCCAAAGCGAGUUCCAACGCUGAAAGAUUAGAGCGCGAUAAUCGCAAUCGUAAUAGAAAAUCCCGUUGGGGUAACGCGAGUCCUCCGCCGACUGAUCACAAUGACGUCACAAUGUCGGAGAACGAUGCCGAGGAUGAGACGAGAAUGCAGUUGGACAAUUCGUUGGACGAAGCUAACGAUAAUGAUACAACGCCACUCGGUGAAUCGGAGCAAGUUCAACGAGUGCAAGAUAACACUCGUGGAAUCGAGGAUCGUUCUGCCGCUGAGAGCACUGCCGACUCGAAGGAAGAUUCGUAUGAGAAUAAUAAUAAAUUACCACUGAACGAAAUCGAUCAUCGGGAUGUCGAUAAUGCGAUGGACAUCUCGACGGGCGAACCGAAUCUGACUUUACUCGGUACGCCGAAUAACGACGAUAAUUGUUAUUACGAGGUGAAUCGAACUUUCGACGAAACUCCGGAAUCGAGUACAACAACAAUAGUGCACGGACAGGAACAUUCGAUGGAAAAAAUCGAUUCACCGAGGAGAAAUGUCAUCGAGGAGAUCGACCAUCAUCCAGUCGUCGAAAAUCGAUGCUGCAAGAAGGAGGAUAUUGGUGAAAAUGUGAAUAAAACGAACAUUGAUAGUAACAGUGAUGAAACAAUAAUAGCAGCAACGAUGCUAGCAACGGAAGCGGCAGCAACACUAACGGAAACGACGACGACGACGACGACAACAACAACAACAACAACAAUAGCAGCAACAAACGAUAUCCACGCGUUGCAGAGUCAUGACGAUGACGAUGAUAAAUGUGAGCCUACGAUGCUUCAAGAACGCCCAGCUUCCGAACAAGCAAUUGCGGGCGAGACGGUUGAAGAACCGUCCUUUCUGUAACGUAUCUGAUGAAGUUGGACAUGUGAGAGUGACCAAAGUAAGACUAAGAGAAUCUCUGUCAAGAGAUUCAUUGUAAUAUAUUAUAAACGAAUUCCUCCCGUGACGCCCGACCCCCCUACCUCUCCAAAACUGUGCCCCCGCCCCCCCCCCCCUCUCUCUCUCUCUCUCUCUCUCUCUCUCUCUCUCUCUCUCUCUCUUUCUCUCUUUCUCUUUCUCUCUUAUUAAUACGUUGUACAUAAAAAAAUCAAUGAUAUACUAUAAUAAUAAUGGAGGAAGAAUUCGAAGGAAAAAUUUUGGGACGGCGAGCAGCUUUGGAUAAUGGAGUGGUGAGGGAAACUCAGGGUCUAGUGAGUAUUAGUUAAAAAAAAAAAAACUUUUCAUUAAUUUAAUAAUCGCGAUUGUUCUUUUCUCAUUUAACAUGGAUCAUUUGAAAUAGAAUAUUUCGUUCCCCGAAGGAUUAUUUUUGUUUAUCGGACGUGUGUAUCUUUUUUUGGCUGAGAUUCGUUGCUUAAACUCUGCUGUGAUAAGUGAACACAGGACCUAAUCCGCGUCUAACCUGUCAAUGAAAUUCAAGAGAUACAUAUUACCACGUAUACAUUUAUAUCAAUGACUCGUUCCCCGAAACACACAAACCUCCGGCUCAACCGUCAAACACACAGACACGCGGAUAAGUAGAUUUCUUAAUCGAAAAGAGGAUGUGCUUGCUGGGUCAGUAAUAUAAUUCAAUGAAAAACUUUCGUUUCCGGUCGAUCGUUAGACGCAAAGGAAAAGCCAAGGGCACAAUUUAAUACAGAAAUAAAAACGAGAACGUUAUAUAAUCGACAACGUUAGAGAAAUUGCAAUCAAACAUUGAGGGUACUAUACGGCGUCAGUAUUGUACCUGUUUAACUAAUAAUUAAUAAUUUAUUGAAUUGUACAUAAUUUUAUAUUUUUCUAGACGAAUGAAGAGAAGAAAAAAAAACGAAGAAAGGAUCAAAAAAAUAUACUGACGGAUAAAAAAGAGAAAAAAAAUUGUGCAGACAAUUGCUCAAUCGGAGAUGAAAGAAAUGAAGAGAGAGAAAAAGGGAAAAUAAAAAACUUUUUUACACAUUGUUUUUGACACAAAAUACCAUGGCGUUGUCAUUCAAAGUUUGUUCGUUAAUAUCUCCUAGUAUGGAUAUGUAAUAGGAUAAACUGUUGUCCAUAUUCGAACAAUAUCGUAAAUCAUUCACAGCAAUAUAUACGCUACCGACAUUCGUGCCGGUGUCUCGUCGUCCGAUCUCCACGAAAAUAUUUUCAGGCUUUUAUACCAACGUAACGUAAAGUCAGUUCCGAAGCGAUCGUACUUGUUUUUUUAGCCGGAAUAAUAGUCAUAAUAGGUCGAUAGGGGAGUAUAAAAUGAGCGGAGGACGGAAACUUUUGAGAAGAGGCAGUCUAAACUACGAGAACAUUGCUUUUGUUUCAUUAAAUCUUAUAACCCUCCCCCGUGGCGCGCUAUCGAAGAUUUUUUUUUUUUUUUUCUUUCAAUUUACAUCUCGGUUCCUGUGUUCACGCACGCACGUUCUUGCACGCCGCAGCAGCGUUGGAAGACUCGCGCUUGCGCUCAAACUGAGUGACAAGUGCAAGGUACUGUUCACUUAUUAACAUUUAUAAAUUAGAUCGAAGCCCAAAAGAAAACAACAAAGACGUCGAUUCGCCGAACGAAACCAGACGCGCGGUCCCAUCUGUUUCAACCUGGGUGCAUGCGUCUCUUUGUAAAUAUAUAUGCACGCGUAUACACACGCUCGAUGACGCGAAUAUGUACAUGCUUAUAUAGAUGUGUAUAUUUAAAAAUUGAGGAGUCUGAAGCUAUAGCCCGCACCACUCCAAGGCAUACGAAAAAUUCCAUCAACAUUUUAUAUAAAAUAUAUAGGAAAAAGUAUCGAUCCGUUGAGUUUGUAGUUUCGCCGAUGCGUCGCUCUCCGAAGAUGUUUAUUUAUGUUUUUUUUUCUUCUCUUCUUUCCGUUGUAAAAAGCAAACGAAAAGGGCGGGGGUCAGGAAAGGUGUAGACGAAAACACGAUAAAGAUUUGAUGAAUUAAUUACGAGCGUUUGCUUAUCGGAUGAUCGGUCAAAAGAAUAAGCAGAGGAUAUAUAUAGUCAUAGCGCGACGACGUAAAUUCAAGCGGACGGGCUGCUUCGAUUUAUCGAAAAUAUCCGUCCACGCGUUAAUAUAGGUUUCGUCGAAAUCUAUAAUCGCGGUAUUGAAAAAGUUCCAACCACAAUGGUAUCGCGCGUUUACAGAUAAUAUGGUAGAAAAAUAGUGCUGGUGGACGGAAUAAAUUAUAUAAUGAAAGAGAAAAAGGAGUGGUGCUCGGGAAAAAAUCAAAGACACGAUCGAUAAUUGUAUUAAACUAUUGAGAAAAGGAGGCUGGGGGGUGAACGGUUGAGACAUUGAUAUAUAGACGAAGAAGAAAGAAAUGAUGCGAUAUGCCUUUCACAUAUAUCUGCAACAGCUCAGUUUUGUCAAUAAACCCUCGAGAAAUAGAGCAUCAUUAUUAUCGUUAUAUAAUUUUCAAUAAAGGCCUUUUUCAGCAACAA
Molecule: messenger RNA, 8247 nt
Organism: Venturia canescens
Lineage: Eukaryota; Metazoa; Arthropoda; Insecta; Hymenoptera; Ichneumonidae
Gene: Isha
Product: Insulator su(Hw) mRNA adaptor
Exons: 14
Coding region: 162-5690 (1842 amino acids)
Cellular component (GO): nucleus
Molecular function (GO): RNA binding
Source: RefSeq, a predicted model, not a curated record